GGCGCGCGCCCCGGCGCCGACAUGCACAGCGCGCGGCUCGACGGCCUCCUGAGCCAGCUCCGCUGGGAAAUGCUGUGUAGCCGGAACACAGGCUCCUCCCCAUUGCCUGGCCCCCGGCAGCCGCCCCCCAAAGCGGAGCCGGGUGUGCAGACCAGCCACCCGCUUGGGGCCUCGGACGCCCUGGAGGACUCUGUCUGCUAUGCGGAGGAGGAGGAGGCAGCCUUGGUGACAGAAGACAGGCGCGCAGCCUUGGGGGGUCACGGGGAGCGCAGUCUGGACUGGGACUCGGGCUUCUCGGAGGAGUCGGGCAGCACAUGGCGAGAAGAGGAGUUGCCCGUACCCCCGCGCCCAGGGUGCCAGGGCCGCCCCCGUCAGGGCCAGCGGCUCUCAGUCGGUGGCCUCCCGCUGUCCAGCAUGGCAUCUGUACCCAGCGCCCCAUCUGCACACCGUCCACGGCCCAAGUCCACCCCGGACGCCUGCCUGGAGCACUGGCAGGGACUGGAAACGGACGACUGGACAGCAGCCCUGCUGAGCAGGGGUCGCAGCCGCCAGCCCCUGGUGCUGGGGGACAACUGCUUUGCUGACUUAGUGCACAACUGGAUGGAGCUGCCUGAGGCAGCAGGCGAGGGGGGCGAUGGAGGUGCACCCCGUGCUCGGCCUCGGCCCCCCCAGUUCUUGCUUGGCCUCUCUGAGCAGCUGCGGCGCCAGCUGGCCCGGGCUCGCCGAGCAGCCGUGGCGGGAAAGCGCCUCUCGUGCCCGCCUCGGCCGGACCCCGAACUGCCUGCCGACGUCUCGCGGUUUGCAGCCCUCAUGCACUGCCGCAGCCGCCAGCCCAUCAUCUGCAAUGAUGUCAGCUACCUCUGACCCCGCCUCCACCGGGACAAUAAAAGCCUUUUUCUA
This is a messenger RNA of Chinchilla lanigera (long-tailed chinchilla), 900 nucleotides long. It is a transcript of the gene Inka1, whose product is annotated as family with sequence similarity 212, member A. Gene Ontology annotation, cellular component: nucleus. Gene Ontology annotation, molecular function: protein serine/threonine kinase inhibitor activity; protein kinase binding. The record is from RefSeq and is a predicted model, not a curated record. Lineage: Eukaryota; Metazoa; Chordata; Mammalia; Rodentia; Chinchillidae.